CUCGAGAAAAGAAUCAGACAUGGGAGAAUUAGCCAGUGAAGAAGAACAACGAUGGGUUUGCCCGAACGAUCGGCAAUUGAACUUAAGAGCGAAGCUAAAUUCGGGAUGGUCUUUUCAUUCAAGUGGGCCCGCAAGGAAGACUGGCAGAAAGACAGAUAUCACUGACAACGAACAAGAGAUCAUCAGAAAUGUUUUGGAGCGCGCUGAUAGAAUUCGUCAAGUCGAAGAAGAGAGGAUCGGGCGACUGGUAGAGAAGUUGGAUAACAUGCGCAAUAAUGCCAUUGGAGAUGGAAGAGAUACAUGCCUUUUAUGCAGUUCCAAGUUCGGAACCUUGAAAGUUGUUGCAAAGAGAUGUGAUAUUUGUGAGAAGUACGUUUGUCAGAAGUGUGGCCUGGAUACUCUUGAUAGCGAUGGUGAUGUUAUAUGGCUGUGUAUGUUGUGCAGUGAACACAGAGAGCUAUGGAAAAGAACUGGUGCUUGGUUUUUUAAAGCUAUACCCAAAUACACAUACCCUGAAGCAAGAAGCCGAGUAUCCAGCAACAGAAAAGACACAACUGCUUCAAAUAGCUCUGACAUAUCAAAUUAUAAGUACAACAGCACAUGGACAAGUUACUCUAAAUCAAAAGAUAAUUUGGAUGAUGAUAUCAGAGAAGAAAGCUACUCAGAGGAGGAAGAGUCUAGCAGCUCCUCAGAUGAAAUGUUGUUUGAACAUUCUAAAGAGUACACACAUUCAAACAGAGGUAGAUCUUCCCAGGACCCAGUAUCCUUCACAAAUCGGAGAUCAGCGGAAAUGUCAAUGCCUGGAAGCAGCAUAUUAGAAAGCAUAGACACUCCUCCUCCAUUCCGCAAGAGAACUCUUGCGAUGACACAAGAUGAAAAGCAGCGUCGGCCAUCUGAAAUCAGCCAAAAUUCAAGUUCACUUCAAACCACGAAUGGCCAGCUCUCACCAGAUAGCAGUCAUACAAGGGCAGAGUCACCCAAAAGGGAAAAAAGUGGUAGUUUUACAGGAAGUGUCAAUUCUACGGUACCAGACAGGAGAGACGAAGUUGAUGGUAGAGCUAAGCCACUGGUUAAAACGCAAGACACAGAAGAAGAAGACAUUGAUGAACUGGUGAGGACAUUUAAAGAGUCUGAGGCUGCUGUGCCUAAGGAUACUGGGGAUGCUGGUUUGGGAACAAUAGAGUUUGAUGUUCAUUAUGAUAAACAACACAGUCAGCUUCAGGUGACAGUCAUUUGUGCAAAUGGCCUGAAAGCUAUGGAUUCUGGUGGUACAUCUGAUCCUUAUGUUAAGCUUCACCUUCUCCCUGGUGCUAGUAAGAGUAACAAGUUAAGGACUCAUACAAAGUACAAGACUCUUAACCCACAAUUUGAUGAAACGCUGGUAUACCAUGGCAUCACAGAUGACGACAUAUCAAAGAAAUCACUCAGACUUCAGAUUUUUGAUGAAGAUAAACUUGGUCGCAACAGCUUUAUUGGGGAGACUUGUGUGACUCUUAAAAUUUUCCACAGUAAGCCUUUGCAGUCACUGAAAAGGUCACUUGUCUCUAGAGCUUCUUUUGAUGAUGGACGGGAAUCUCCGGAGCCUGAUCUUGGCCGCAUUCAGCUCUCCCUUAACUACAAGUCACAGAAAAAUCAACUUGUUGUUGGUGUGAUUCGCUGUGCCGGACUAGCAGCCAUGGACGCUAACGGCUAUUCAGAUCCUUAUGUCAAGUGUUACCUUAAACCAGAUGUACACAAAAAAUCCAAGAGAAGAACCAGCGUAAAGAAAAAGACGCUUAAUCCUGAAUAUAAUGAAGAGUUUGUCUAUGAAAUUGCUCACCAUGAUCUCGCAAAGAAAUGCUUAGAGUUAACAGUAUGGGACUAUGAUGUAGGAAAAAGCAACGACUUUAUAGGUGGAGUUGUAAUGGAUAUUAAUUCAAGCGGCAGUUCACUGAUGCAUUGGUACGACAUGCUUAAGACGCCAAACCAGGUUCAUACACACUGGCACACACUGGAAAAACUAACCAAUCACGAACAGGAGUAAGAAGUCACCUGGCUGAUGAUGAAAAUCAACCAAUCAAAAGGUGGCUCGAGUCAAGUUACGCAACGAGUCGUUAACAUGGAUCAUCGCACAACAAGGCAACAAUGGAGACUAAAAAGUAUAAAGGGGGAUGUUCCAAAUUAUGUUAUUUUCCAAGUGAAAUGAACACGUAAUAAAAACGAAAGGGAUUUUAAAUUAUAUUAUUUAUUUUUAGCAGCCAUUUAACCAUGAUAUUUUGCAAAGUUAAGAGCAUGGCUACAAAUGUAGGUACGGUUCAAUCCCAAUGUAGCAAGCAGUUCUGUGUGGUAUUACUGUACUUAGAUGUAACAAAUAACAACAAAAACAACAGUUUAUUCGUACCAUGCAAUAAUGACUAUUUCCCUUUUCGACCUAAAAACAAAAAGAAAUGGUAGUGUAGCAAUAAUUAUUUUCUCAUCACGUGUGCAAGGGUAAAUUUUCUCUUGAUAGCUCAUUCUUCGUUAAAUUCAAGUACAUAGUAUGGUGCUGUUUCAUUAUUAUAAUGAUGUCCUGUACAUUUGAACCAAGGAUUGUUACAUUACUUGGUUCGUUUUUCCAACAUUUCAUUAUAUACUUGGGUUGUUCAUUUAACUUUGUUGUUCUGAGUUCAUUUUAUUCAGUGAUUCUUUAUGCCAAAGGGAAUAUGGUGGAGGGGGACAGGGGGGCGGGGAGCCCGGGAGAAUAGGGGGGGAGGCGGGAGAGGAAAGGGAGGGAAGUGGGAGUUCUAAGAAAUGGGGAAUCAUUUAUUAAGCGUUAAACUACUCUUAAAAACAACAACGCAAAAUGUUAUUUGACUUGCAUUGAACUUAUUUUGAGGCUUCUGAACCAACGGAAAAACGAAAUUUCGUUCUUGGGCUAAACAACUGAGGUUUACUUCCGGUAAAAUUGGAAACCCUUUUACGGUGGUUACGUCAUUGUCGUUUAAGCUUUUAAAAGACGUGAGUAACAGGAGCAAGGCUGAAAACAAAGGAAAAAAGGAAAAGGGAACGCCCAAGGAUUGCCAGAUAAAUGACUAAGAUGUGUUUUGAGUCUCCUUAUUUACAGGGGACGGGAGCAAGACGGACAAGGGCGGGAGUCGGGAGAUAAAGGUACGGGAAGCGGGANCCCCCCCCCCCCCCCACAAUAUGGAGUUUGUUGAGGUGUAAUUGCACUAUUGUGGUUGCAAGAAAAGUCAGGUAGAAGCUGUCAAUUCAGCAGUACAGUUGUAAACGGUAUUAAUAUGCAGCGUACAGGACAGUGUUCAUUUAUACCUAUGAAUUUAUUGGAUUAAUGACAUAAGAAGCGUCUGUCUUCAAUGUGGUAAAGAUUUAAUAUGGUAAAGUCAAUAUAGCAUUGUUGAAUUCAUGGCACAAGUGCAAAAUGGACGGGUGCCAAAAAAACGUAGGGUGAUUUGUUAAUCUUUUAUCACAUAAACCAAUUGCAAACGACUGGUUGUACAACAAGAAAUACAGUAAAGUAGAGUGAAUUCACUCAGUUGCGCUGUGAAUAUAGGGAGCAUUGGUAGUUGCUAACUUACGUACACUCUAUGUAAAUUCACUAGCUAUCCAAUAGUCAAUAAAUUAUUAUAAAUAAACAACACUCUAGAAAGCUG
Molecule: messenger RNA, 3629 nt
Organism: Orbicella faveolata
Lineage: Eukaryota; Metazoa; Cnidaria; Anthozoa; Scleractinia; Merulinidae
Product: rabphilin-3A-like
Biological process (GO): intracellular protein transport; exocytosis
Cellular component (GO): membrane
Molecular function (GO): small GTPase binding
Source: RefSeq, a predicted model, not a curated record